Molecule: messenger RNA, 833 nt
Organism: Gryllus bimaculatus (two-spotted cricket)
Lineage: Eukaryota; Metazoa; Arthropoda; Insecta; Orthoptera; Gryllidae
Source: the annotation of a GenBank genome assembly
AUGCAGCGACCCGUUUACAACGAAACAUCCUCCAACGCAGACGACUGGUCUCUGUUGGAAGGAGCGUACCACGUGUGCCAUGACGGGCGCGAAGGGCCGCAGGGCGCUUCCUUCCUGUGCACCAACGGCACGCUCUUCAACCAGCACGAGUUCGCCUGCGACUGGUGGUACAACGUGGACUGCUCCCAAGCACCCUCGCUCUACAGCCUGAACCUAGACCCCGUGAAGAACCCGUACGCCCCGAAGCCCAAGCCCGAGGAGGCGGUGCUGCUGCCGCACGGUGGCAAGUAGGCGUAGCUUCACCGGCCGCACUCCGACUUCACAUCUCCAGGACACCUUCCACGCCCUAUCAGCGCCAUCCUACGACGCGGAGCAGUCUUACAUCAAGCGCGCCCGAAGCACAACCACAUUCCUCCACUUCAAAAUCACAUAAUAUACAAUUUCUCUGAAAAUAAUCAGUAGAUUUCAAAUGAAGAACAUGGUCAAUGAGAAUAUUCUCGGACGUUCCCUUAGUUUUAAAUAUUAAAAAGUCCUUUUUUUUAUUACACUGAAACUCUUCAUAAAUAAUUUAUAACAAAAGUUUUACUUUCGUAGAGAAUGUAGGUCCUAUUUUAAUAUUUCUGACAUCUAUGGACCUUUCUCACUUGCAGAUUGUAAGUCUGGGUCUAGCCUGCCUAUUGAUUUAAGACAGCUCUUAUGACAUGUAUUUAUUUUCACCAUUCCCCAUGCAAUAUUCGUUUUUCAGACUGAAUGGAAAACUUAUAUCAUAAAUUUUUUAAAGCAUUAUGUACCACCUAAAAUGUUAUCAAAGUCAAUAAAUCUGUCCUAAUUUU